GGCGGGCGCGCGCGGCGAGGUUUUACCGUAACGCCGCGGCCGGCCUCCGUGGGAGUCGCGGCUGGGGGCUGCGCGUCGUCUGCUCCGGCUCCGGCUCCGGCUCCGGCUCCGGGUGCGCGCGCCGUCCCCCCAUCCGCAGACCGACUUCCGCCCGGCCCCGCCCAGCGUGAGGGGCGCGCGGCCUGCCGGAGCCCCCGGAGACUUGGACCGCUGAGCGGGAGGAGGCGGCGGGAGCGCGAGCUCCGACCAGCGUCUCGGCGGCGCCGCGGACACCCAUCGGUAUUAAAGCCUAGAGGCUCACCUGCCUAUUGAGUUUGGAGCGCAUGCGGUUCUGUUGGAAGUGCUGCAGAGCCGGCGCCAGGCCUUCAUCACGCUCAGGAGGAGAGUGAGUUUUCAGCGCUCAAGCCAGCAAACCACCAGCCAGGAGUGCAAGCUGUCACCUGUUAUGAUUGAACAGGAAGGACUCUGAGUUCCGUCCUGCAGUGGAAGGUGGUUGAGAAAGGAAGUCUGCGGCCUCCUGAGCUCUGUGACUACAGAGGUUGACUCCAGAGCAUCUUUCCUAUGAGAGGUUCUCAAGCUUUCAAAACUCGGGUACUAAUAAAAGAACUUUCAUCUGGGAAGUAGAAGUCGCUUCUGACCGAUUGCUUCUGAAUCUCUUUAGGAUUUACAGAUGGAUUCCGUGGAAAAGACAACAAACAGAAGUGAACAAAAAUCAAGUAGAAAGUUUUUAAAAAGCCUCAUCCGGAAACAGCCCCAGGAACUGCUCCUGGUCAUCGGGACGGGAGUCAGUGCCGCCGUGGCCCCAGGGAUCCCCGCCCUGUGCUCGUGGAGGAGCUGCAUCGAGGCCAUCAUCGAGGCCGCGGAGCAGCUCGAGGUGCUGCACCCCGGGGAUGUGGCCGAGUUCCGCAGGAAGGUGACCAAGGACGGGGACCUGCUGGUUGUCGCCCAUGACCUGAUCCGGAAGAUGUCCCCUCGCACGGGCGACUGCAAGCCCAACUUCUUCCAGGACUGCCUGCUGGAGGUUUUUGACAACCUGGAGCAGCACAUCCAGAGCCCGCUGGUGCUGCAGGCCAUCCUCAGCCUGAUGGAGAGGGGCGCCAUGGUGCUGACCACCAACUACGACAACCUGCUGGAGAUCUUCGGGCAGCAGCGCAACAAGCCCAUGGAGUCUCUGGAUCUGAAGGACAAGACCAAGGUCCUUCAGUGGGCUAGAGGACACAUCAGAUACGGAGUUCUUCACAUUCACGGCUUAUACACAGAUCCCUGCGGGAUGGUGUUGGACCUGUCGGGAUAUAAAGACGUUACUCAAGACCCAGAAGUCAUGGAAGUUCUUCAGAACUUGUACCGCACCAAAUCUUUUCUGUUUGUGGGCUGUGGAGAGACCCUUCGUGAUCAGAUAUUCCAGGCCCUCUUCCUUUAUUCGGUGCCGAACAAGGUGGAUUUGGAGCACUACAUGGUUGUGCUCAAGGAGAACGAAGACCAUUUCUUUAAGCAUCAGGCAGACAUGCUUCUGCAUGGGAUCAAAGUCGUGUCCUACGGGGACUGUUUUGACUAUUUUCCGGGGUACGUGCAAGACCUUGCCACUCAGAUCUGCAAACAGCGAAGUCCAGAUGCCGAUCGAGUGGACAGCACCACGUUGUUCGGUAAUGCAUGCCAGGACUGUGCAAAGAGGAAGUUAGAAGAAAAUGGAAUUGAAGUUUCAAAGAAACUCAGACAAUCAGAUACUGUGCACUUACGUUUUCUGACCUCUCGAUAUGAAGAUGCAGCUGUGACGGCCCCUACCCUUCUCACCUCCCCUUCCUCGUCUCACUUCCCGAAGCCCACCAGUGUUUACAUCGCCAGUGUUGAUCAUCAUGGUCACGGACUGAGGGGAAAGAAGCCCUCCAGUUUGUCUAUAGAUGAUGCUGGAGGGUCUUGAAAUCUUUAAAACCAAUAAAACCUGCAACUUGAAAACCAGCCUUCUGUAACCACAGUGCCAUCCCAAACGAUGAGGAAUGUUAGAGAACUCCACACAGGACCUCUUGAUCCUGAACCGUCAAAUACCCCAAAAGAGCCAUGUGGGUGUGUGGCCCUCAGAGGCUGGGUGAGGGAGUUAGGCAUUGUGUUGAACUGUUUGGGAGGUGACGCAUACACACGGCAGGUGUCCUUUGUGAGGACUGAUACACAACUACCUCAGGGACCAAAUCAGUGGGCAGGGACAUACCUGGUUUUCCCGACUCCCAUUUGAUAUGCCCUCUGUCAGGUGGUUUUUUUCUCCCAUAAAAGGAGGAAAGUAAAGACUGUCCAAGCAACAGUAGUUGCCAAAGAGAAAAUAAGACACUAGACACUUAAAUUUUAUAAUCUUUGUGGAAACAUCUGUUAGUGUAGAAAAAAAAUUAGAAGUGUGUUUGUUACAUUGUUAAAUAGUAAAGAAGGUAUGGAAACUGGAGGCACUGAGUCUGCCAGUGAGAGCGGUAUGUUUUAAGAAUGACUUGACCUGUAGGCUUCUUUGGAGUUGUGUAAUUUCAGUUAGUACUUGGUCUCUAAAGAAUGGCAGGUCUAACUGUGACUCAGAAGUGAAGUCUCCAGGAGCCAGAGGGCCUUUUCAAAAGCACAGGUCAGUGUCCAAGUGUGUCAUGCGAUGGAUAACUGAGAAAUUACAAGUGGAGCACAAGACCAAGUUCUAAACUUUUAGUUAAAUUCCAAGCUUUCCAAGCCUUUAUUCUAUGGGUUAAGGUCCAACCCUUCUGUUCUUCUCUCUUAAAAUCCUCUCCCCACAACCCAUAUUAAAGGAUUUGCACUGAGUGAAGUAGGCAAAACUUGUCAAGGGUCUGUAACACUUUAGACUUUGUCAGGGUUCGCGCAGGGCAGAUGGCGUGCUGAGCUGCAUGCUCGUGCCCAGGGAGUUGCUCUGUGGCCCUGGCGCUGUCCCUACUUGGUUUCUGUGUCAAGGCUGCCUUUUAGCUCCCCAAGGGUUUAGGGAAAGUGAAGCAUGAAGUUGGGAUGUGUAGGGAAUGAGAGAAAAGCCAGAGAGUUGGUUAAGACCUUUUUUGUUUUUUUGUUUUUUGUUUUUUUUAUUAGUUUCUGCUUUAUAACAAAGUGAAUCAGUCAUACAUAUACAUCUGUUCCCACAUCCCUUCCCUCAUGCAUCUCCCUCCCUCCCACCCUCCCUGUGUUUUUCUUUGUGAAGCAUGGAAAACAAACCUUUUAUGUUAUUCUGGUCAGAAAUAAAAUUUUAUCUUCAAUUCCGUUUGCUCAACUUUUCUUUAGUUAUGACAA
This is a messenger RNA of Mesoplodon densirostris (Blainville's beaked whale), 3258 nucleotides long. RefSeq names its product family with sequence similarity 118 member A (gene SIRAL2). The transcript has 12 exons. NCBI's taxonomy places the organism in Eukaryota, Metazoa, Chordata, Mammalia, Artiodactyla, Ziphiidae. Bases 671 to 1918 code for a protein of 415 amino acids. The record is from RefSeq and is a predicted model, not a curated record.